This is a messenger RNA of Kockovaella imperatae, 1740 nucleotides long. RefSeq lists its product as hypothetical. Lineage: Eukaryota; Fungi; Basidiomycota; Tremellomycetes; Tremellales; Cuniculitremaceae. The record is from RefSeq and is a predicted model, not a curated record. The transcript has 3 exons. The coding region runs from base 1 to 1740 and encodes 579 amino acids.
AUGACCCGUAUACUCAAUCUCUUCUACCAUUUGACCCUCUUCUCAACCUCCCUCGGGCUCAUUGGCCCUAGUCCCGGUGAUACUAAGGUCAUCAUCGGAGUCGAAUUCACCCCAGCACGUCGGCAAGUAGCUGAAUCAUCCACUUCCGCCUCCAUAUCUGCACCAAUACCCUCCUCUGGAUCCGACAGUGCUUCUACUUCUGAAUCAGCCCCUUCCUCUGCCUUGCCAUCACUGACCAUCGACUUCUCGGCCCUUCCCUCUUCAAAGACAUCCGCUUCCGCCUUCGAGCCGGCCCCCUCAGCCCUCGACGCCGCAUCUCGGAACACUACCGCUCUGCAAUAUGCUCAGUACCUUAACGAGCUAGCCCCGACCAACUGUACAGUUGACGGAGGAGGAUGCUCGGUUUUCCAAUACGCCAUCACGGAGUGCGUUGCCGAUGAUUGUGCCUGUCAAGAUGAUCUCACACUCGCGGCUAUGGUCUGCACACAGUGCAUCGCGACCCAGGAAGGAGUCAUGGUUUACAAUACGUACCUAAAUUGGUGUGACAUUGAAGGUGUGGCAGAUCCAACGGAUACGUUCAGCGUCAGUGUGAGGCAGAGUGGAGGAGGCAGCGGGAUAAUGUCAGGUAUUCAAGCGGCGCAGACUGUCAUCUCGACCUCGACGGCGGUCGUCACUCUCACUGUCUCGGCAUCCGAGUCGCAGGCUCAAGGAUCCUCACAAGCUAGUUCCCAGCUUGGAUCGGUCGGGUCCUCUGGGGUCAGCAGCCUGGGCUUCAGUAGCACGACGUCUCUUCUUGGAGGCGUUAUGGCCAUCGGACUGGGGGCAGAUAACGAGAGUUCACCUCCGCCCUCCGCCGUAGUAGCCCUGAUUGACCCGACACAACCAUCUUCCAAGAGCUCACUCGCUACCAUGACGUCUGCCAUACCAUCGAUUGGAAUUUCGAGCCGCCCCCAGAUCUUCCUUAAUGCAAUCGGGUUAGACUCAUCUUCCACGAGUUCCCUCCCAGGCUCAACAGCCAGCUCAUUCCCCAGCACCGCCUCUAGCCCUAGUGAAGCAGAACCUGUCAGUAGCUCCAUCCUCGAGACGUCUUCCGGCGGAGUCCCGAUGACGGCUCUAAACGGUAUCAAUCUCGGCGCCCUGCCUUCGGGGCAAGCUUCCAUUUCCGCCUUGCCCUCCCCAAUGGAGGAAAUCACCAUGCUAGGUAACGGACUCGGAGGGAGUCUCGCACUGAAUGCGGCCAUUGCAUUCUUCUCCAACGUCGCUGUCCCAGGGUGCGAUAAUCAGUGUAGUGUGUGGAAAGGACUGUCCAAUACAUGCACCCAAGAUCAGUGUAUAUGUACCGCCGCUGGGGUAUCAUCAGCAGCCAGCUGUUCAUCCUGUAUUGGAUCAGGAUCGAACGGACAGAGUCCGCCGGCCGUGCAAGCGAACUACGCGGCUUUCAUGGGUAACUGCUCGGAAGGCGUCGGCAUACUAGCACCAUCAGGUUCGCCCGGACCAAGUGGUUAUGAAAUCGUUGCGGCUGCUUCGUCAGCCCUCGCCGCAUCACAAGAGCUCGGACCAACGGGAUCAUUAGCUCCGCCCUCAAUCUCGAGUGGCCAUGGCGUCGUCAACGCAGCUGAGCAACAGGCUAUGGUGACUGUCACGAGCGCCGCGGGCCGCAAAGUUCCAAUCUCGAUACCUCUAGGCAGCGUAUCGUUGUCUCUCAUCGCUCUCGGGCUGGGAGCAUUGUUGAAGGCUUGA